GCGCGCAGGCGCAGAAGCCGCAGGAGGCGUCGAUUCCAGUCACUCUUUCCCGGCUUCCUCUAUCCUUCUUGCCCCCUGGGUUACGGCUGUAGGUGACCCUUUCUCCAACCCCAGGGGGCCGGUGGCAGGUGACCAUGGAGAGUGCUAGAGGUGCGGAGCAGCAGGCGCCCGAGCAGAGCGGCCCAGCCGAGGGGCCAGCCCAGAACAUGGCUCCACAAGGGCCCCGGGAAGACCAGCGGCAGCUCCUCUAUCAUGAGGAAACUAUUGAUCUCGGUGGAGACGAGUUUGGGUCAGAAGACUCGAAUAACUUAGUGGACAAGCUCGACGAGCCCAUGAUGGAGAGCGUCCUCAUCUCUGAUUCCCCGAACAACAGCGAGGAUGGCGCGGGGGACCUGGGUUGUUUGCAGGAUGUCGUGGAGACUGCAGAAGGCGGCGCAGAUCACAGACGGGAAAGCGUCGUCGAUGAAGAAGCGCUGGACGCUCUGAGUGAUGAUGGUGAAAGUGAGGGAGAGGACACACCUAAAGACGUCUCGGACAUGACCCCCGACAGCAGAGCAUCGUUGAAGGAAGACCCAGAGCAAGAGGAGGUGAAAGACCUGCCCACCUUUGAGCACGAGGGUGCAGAGGACUUGGGCCCAGGGGACGUGAGGGCGCCCGCAGCGGGGCCGGCAUCAGGGCUGUCCCCCCGGCAGCCGUCCCCCAAAGACGAGCCGGUGCCCAUGUGCACCAUCUUCAGCCAGCCGCCGCCCGCCGGCUCCCAGCCCCAGGUCCUGCGCGAUGGCUUCGAGUCCCAGAUGGUGAAAUCGCCCAGUUUCAGCGGCGUGAGCGAAGCGGCCGCCAGGACCCCUCCUCAGGUGGUCCAGCCGAGCCCUAGCCUGAGCAAAUUUUUUGGCGAUACAACCAGCACUAACUCCUUGGCCUCGGACUUCUUUGAUUCCUUCACAACCUCCACCUUCAUCUCCGUCAGUAAUCCCAACGCCAGCCCUUCGAUUCCUGAAAGCUUGUCUUCACUCGCCGCUACCCCAGUGGGGGAAGACUCCCUGGGUUCUGCUGACCCUUCUUACUCCCCAGGGACGGAAAGAUCAGAGUCAGGUGUUUCCACAGCUUCUCUGGAAAUUCCUCAGUCUCCAAAACCGUUUUCACAGAUCCAGGCUGUGUUUGCCGGGAGCGAGGACCCCUUUGCCACCGCCCUGAGCAUGAGCGAGAUGGACCGGAGAAACGACGCCUGGAUUCCCGGGGAGGCGACCAGGAGCGUGCUGACUUCAGUCACCACCCAGCAGUGCAGCACGGUGUUCGUGGGCAAGGAGGACCUCACCAUGCCGGGCCUCAAGUUCGACAACAUCCAGGGAGAUGCAGUUAAAGACUUAAUGCUUCGCUUCCUGGGUGAAAAAGCUGCAGCAAAGAGACAGGUCUUAAACGCCAACUCGGUAGAACAGUCUUUUGUUGGAUUGAAACAGCUCAUUAGCUGCAAGAACUGGAGGGCAGCCGUGGACCUGUGCGGGCGGCUCCUUACGGCCCACGGCCAAGGCUAUGGCAAGAGCGGGCUGCCGACCAGCCACACCGCCGACUCCCUGCAGCUUUGGUUUGUGAGGCUGGCACUGCUGGUGAAGCUGGGCCUUUUCCAGAAUGCCGAGAUGGAGUUUGAGCCCUUCGGAAACCUGGAUCAGCCAGAUCUCUAUUACGAGUACUACCCUCACGUGUACCCUGGGCGUAGGGGCUCCAUGGUCCCCUUUUCGAUGCGGAUCCUACACGCGGAGCUUCAGCAGUACCUGGGGAACCCCCAGGAGUCGCUGGACCGGCUGCACAGGGUGAAGGCCGUCUGCAGCAAGAUCCUGACGAACUUGGAGCAGGGCCUGGCCGAGGAUGGCGGCAUGAACAGCAUGGCCCCGGAGAACAGACAAGCCUCCGUGCAACUGUGGCGGUCCCGCCUGGGACGGGUGACGUGCUCCAUGGCCAAUUGUCUGCUGCUCAUGAAGGAUUACGUGCUGGCCGUGGACGCGUACCGCUCGGUCGUCCAGUACUACCCCCACCAGGAGCCCCAGCUGCUGAGCUGCAUUGGCCGGAUCUUCCUCCAGAUUGGAGACAUAAAGACAGCUGAAAAGUACUUUCAAGACGUAGAGAAAGUAACACAGAAACUGGAUGGACUGCAGGGUAAAAUAAUGGUUUUAAUGAACAGAGCUUUCCUUCACCUCGGUCAGAACAACUUUGCAGAAGCCCACCGAUGCUUCACAGAGAUUCUAAGGAUUGACCCAGCAAAUGCGGUGGCCAACAACAACGCGGCCGUGUGCCUGCUCUACCUGGGCCGACUCAAGGACUCGCUGCGGCAGCUGGAGGCCAUGACCCAGCAGGACCCGCGGCACUGCCUGCACGAGAGCGCACUCUUCAACCUGACCACCAUGUACGAGCUGGAGUCGUCCCGGAGUCUGCAGAAGAAGCAGGCUCUGCUCGAGGCCGUGGCCAGCAAGGAGGGGGACUGCUUCAACACACAGUGCCUCAAGCUGGCCUAGUUCCCACCUGACGCCCGAGCCGACAACCCCCCGCCCCGGCGUCUGCGAGCCGGCCUUCUCCAUCCAGCCGAGGCCCAGGCCGCUCCGGCCGUUUGCACACGCGGGGUGAACAUAACCCAAGGGAGGGAGGGGGUCCAGGGCGCCUCGGCCCCUCCUGUGCAUUCCUGGAAGCUGACCUGCUUCGUGUGCUAAGCUGAGCCACGUAACACAAACCGUUCUCGCUCCGAGCCUGAAUGUUCUAGAGGAUUCACAGGUAGAUAGAUAAGGGGGAAGAGAGACCAUUCGUCCCCACCGGCGGCCCAAAGCGAACCGCGUCCACUCAGCUCCUUUCCCAGCCCGUGCUGCUCACCUCGGGCGGCCUGGUGAAGGGUGAACGAACCCGUCCUUCCUCCUCCUGCAUUUGCACAUCAGAGGGAGCGGGGGCGGGGACGCCUGGGGGUGGGUUCCGGAGAACUCGGGGCCCUACUGCACAGAACGAGGGCGGGCCUCACAGCGUGGACACUGUCCUCUCAGGUCUGAGGGUCAGGGCGUCUGCGGUCCUGUUUACACGGUCACUCCUGCUUUCAAAGUCUCUGAAGUACCUGAGUGCUUCUUCACUAAAGAACUCUGGCCAGGGUCCUUUAAAUAUCCAGCUAUUCUAAUACACUUUAAAAUGGAAUUCACUUUAAAGACUCUGAGAUAAACAUCUAUUGCGUAGAGCAGAGCGAAGCUGUAUUUCUGGUCAUUUUUGUAAUAGAAAGUAAAAAUACAAGUGCAGCGUCUACUGGGCAGAUGGUCCCAAUGCAAUUGUUGAAGUACAGCUUCAUUACACAUUAAAAUAGGAGAAAAAGAUGAGACCACCAAGAGGACUGUGGGGUGCCAAGGAGGUUCUAAAAUCGUCUCUUUUCAAGAAGAAAAAUCAGAACUCCUUAUGUUUCAAAAGCCCCAAAAUACGCCAUUUUAGUUUCUUCACCUUGAGGGUUUUCCUUCAAGUCUGGCGGCGGGUGCGGGGGGCAGAGGUGCUGGUUUACAAGGCUCGGCCUCCACCUUGAACCUGCGCGGGGCGGGAGGCGUCCGCUCGGAUCCCCUCGGAUUCCGGAACCGUCCUUCCCGGGUCCGCCGUGUACCGAGCGGGUAACACCACACAGGCUCCCGGGGGCGGAGGCCAAGCCAGUCAGAAACCGGACUCCAGGUUCCCCAGUAAAUCAGUAUUUGCAUCCUGGACGCACCCUCCCCGACCCCCAUUCCCUCCGGGGGCGUCGAGACAGGCAGGGAGAGCACUAAACCCCUGCCGUCUGGGGCUCGCUGAGGCUCCGCACGUUUGCAGAUCCUCAGAGGCAGCGAGGGAAGCGUGCCCCGGGUGUCUGUAAGGUCUGGGGUAACAGCUGUACCUUAUCUAGUUCGCACUCCGUUUUCCCUCCGCCCAUCACAGACUCCUGGGAAGCGCCCAGAAAGCUCUUCCCGCACAGGCUCCCCAAAACUCACAGUUUGAAGCCUUCACCCCAGCGUGACCGUCUGUGGAGACGGGCCUUCGAGGAGGUGACGCAGGUGAGGUGAAGUCACAGGGUGGGGAGGAGAGGCCACGUGCGGACUCGGCCAUGGAGCGAGGCCUGGGAGCAGCCAGCCCUGUGGCACCUGGAGCUCUGACGUCCAGGCCCCAGAGCCGCUAUUGGUGGCAUCUGUCACAGCAGCUGAGCUGGCAAGACACCCACUCCCCUUCCUGCGCUCCCUGCGCCAAUGCUGUGGGCAGCCUGCGGGGGAGCAGGGCCCCUGCCACCGCUCGCCUCCGCCCUUCCAUGACCUGUGUCCUGGACGGCGCGGGGCGGCCUGUCCGCUGUGGCACCCUCGGGCCUGGGACGGCCCUGCAGCCGGUGAGCCCAGGAGUGACUGAGCCAGCACGAGCCAGUCUGAGCCAGUCCAAGACGGGGCCAGCCCCCCCAACCCCCAGCCAAAUGCUCACCAGGCGGGAGACCUGUCAGCCAUGAACCUCGUGGGGAUGCACACCCAGACCUGGCUUGUAGGAGCAGAAAGAGAUGAGCUUUUCUGGAAAAGAAGUUUGCAACCGAGUCAAAAUUUUACAGUAGGGGAGUGGUUUCACUAAUUGCCCCAUAUUCCUAAGACGCGUUUAUGCAAGACCAUGUUUAAAAAGUUAAUGACAUGGAAAAGUACUCAAAAGAAAUGUAUAUUUACAUAAUACGUGCAUAUGUUAACGGAAGGGACUGAAAAGUAAUACUAGAUGUUAAAUCAGUCACAGCAAAAGGAUGAGCACAAUGGCAUUUUUAUUUGCCCUUCUGUGACUCUGAACCUCACAUUUUUCCACAUUGUGUGUGUGUGUGUGUUGUUUUUAUAACCAGAGGGGAAAAAAUCAUCAAAAUUGGUAAAUGUUUUGCCUUUAAAAAAUAAAAAGUGAUUUAAAAAUUAUA
Molecule: messenger RNA, 4909 nt
Organism: Globicephala melas (long-finned pilot whale)
Lineage: Eukaryota; Metazoa; Chordata; Mammalia; Artiodactyla; Delphinidae
Gene: TRAPPC12
Product: trafficking protein particle complex subunit 12
Cellular component (GO): Golgi apparatus; TRAPP complex
Molecular function (GO): protein binding
Source: RefSeq, a predicted model, not a curated record